This is a messenger RNA of Suillus discolor, 769 nucleotides long. Its product is annotated as ribulose-5-phosphate 3-epimerase. The record is from RefSeq and is a predicted model, not a curated record. NCBI's taxonomy places the organism in Eukaryota, Fungi, Basidiomycota, Agaricomycetes, Boletales, Suillaceae. The transcript is spliced from 7 exons. Bases 72 to 728 code for a protein of 218 amino acids. Gene Ontology annotation, biological process: pentose-phosphate shunt, non-oxidative branch; carbohydrate metabolic process. Gene Ontology annotation, molecular function: D-ribulose-phosphate 3-epimerase activity; metal ion binding. Gene Ontology annotation, cellular component: cytosol.
GUGGAGACUUUCACGCAUUAACCACUCACCUUUGCAACCACCUACACUACCACCACCACCAACAUAGAGUCAUGCCUCGCGCAAUUAUAUCUCCUUCAGUCCUUGCCUCUGACUUCGGGCAACUCAGUGCAGAAUGCAAGAGAAUGAUCAAAGGCGGAGCGGAAUGGUUACACAUGGAUUCAAUACUCUUAUCCGAUGUCAAUCUGUCCCAAUCCAGCCACUUCGUGCCCAAUAUCUCAAUGGGUGCACCAGUCCUGUCUUGCGUUCAUAAAGGUGUCCCGGGCAUAUUCAUGGAUUGCCAUAUGAUGGUUGCACAGCCCGAGAAACCACCUGAUGCUGUUUCGCUUAUCAACGCCAUACAUGCGCGAAACAUGAAAGCUGGGGUAGCCAUUUCUCCGGAUACGCCAUCCACAGCCAUCACGGAUGAAAUAGGCGCAGUAGCAGACAUGCUUUUGGUUAUGACUGUUGCCUCACGUGGCGCAGGACGUGGCGGUCAAAAAUUCCUCGAGCGGUGUGUACCGAAGGUUGCGGAACUGCGGGCACGCUUCCCAGAAAAGGACAUCGAGGUCGAUGGCGGUGUUGGGCCCAAGACAAUUGAUAUCUGUGCCGAUGCAGGCAGCAACGUCAUUGUAGCAGGAACUGCUAUUUUUAACGCGCCAAAUCCAGAAGGCGUCAUUACUUCACUGAAGACUACCGUUAAUACCGCUCAAGCGAGAUUCUCGAAGUAGAUGCUGAAGUCGCUGAACUGCUGAUCGCACGAUAUGUAUUA